CUCAAAUCAAACCGUGGAAGCAAACGUUUUACACACACACUCUCAUCAAUCAUCAUGUCGAGAUUGCAGGACAAAGUGGCCAUCAUCACCGGCGGCGCCAGAGGGAUCGGCGCCGCCGCCGUGGAGCUAUUCCACCAACAAGGAGCCAAGGAAGACGACGUGGCACACCUGGUGGACGCCACGGUGGCCAGGUACGGGAAGCUGGACGUCAUGUACUGCAACGCCGGCGUAUCGGACGGACGGCCGGGGAGCAUCCUCGACGCCUCGCGGGAGCAGCUGGACCGCAUGAUCGGCGUGAACCUGGUGGGCGCGUUUCUCGGAGCGAAGCACGCGGCCAGGGUGAUGAUCCCACUGAAACGCGGCGGCGGGAGCGUGCUGUUCACGGCGAGCGCGUGCACCGCGAUCGGUGGGCUCGGGAGCCACUGCUACGCGAUGACCAAGUACGGGAUCGUGGGCCUGGCCCGGAACCUGGCGAGCGAGCUGGGCCGGCACGGGAUCCGGGUGAACUGCGUGUCGCCUUCGGGCCUGGUGACGGGAGUGGCCGGCGGGAAGGUGAAGAGCGCGGCUGAGGUGGCGCGGAUAGAGGCGUUCUUCAGCGAGGUGGGGAAUCUGAAGGGGAGGAACCUCACGGUUGAUGACGUGGCGAGUGCGGCGUUGUUUCUGGCCGGCGACGAGGCCCGGUACGUGAGCGGGGUCAACCUGGUGGUUGAUGGCGGGUUCAGUACGGUCAACCCGUCCAUGCUGAACACCAUGCAAAUUGGAUGAACAUUAGGGCUAGCUUUGCUUGUUGGGUUUUUGCAAACGAGGGUUUUGGUUGAAUGUUAGAGUCAGUUUACUUUCAUGUUCAUCAACUGUUUUAUUUUUCAUUCUGUUUUUCUAGUUCGUUUCCAACUCCGAAAACAGAAGGGGUAGCUUUAUGUUGUUUUCGACAUAUUUUCUCGCAUUUUCAAGGAUUUUUUUUUUGUCUUAUCGGUGAGGGUAAUCUUGUUCUCUGUGUUCAAUGAGCUUUCAAAGAUCCUACUAUUUCUUUCCCCCUGGUACACCAUUCUUUCGUGUUUGAAGGAUUUUUAUGAGGCAAACUGUUAAUAACGUGUGUGAUGCUUA
Molecule: messenger RNA, 1104 nt
Organism: Linum trigynum
Lineage: Eukaryota; Viridiplantae; Streptophyta; Magnoliopsida; Malpighiales; Linaceae
Source: the annotation of a GenBank genome assembly